Suillus discolor is the source of this 867-nucleotide messenger RNA. RefSeq lists its product as uncharacterized. Gene Ontology annotation, molecular function: hydrolase activity, acting on ester bonds. The coding region runs from base 1 to 867 and encodes 288 amino acids. The record is from RefSeq and is a predicted model, not a curated record. Lineage: Eukaryota; Fungi; Basidiomycota; Agaricomycetes; Boletales; Suillaceae. The transcript has 5 exons.
AUGCCUUCGACUAUCAUUCAGGCGGGGAAAACAUGGCAUGGGUUCAGCAAGAUCGAGUAUUUGAUCAUAUUUGGCGAUUCCUAUAGCAGCAUUCGUUGGGACUACCAAUCUUCUCCCAAUCCGACGGUCAAGAGCCCCCUGGGAGUGACGUAUCCUGGGGUAACAUACACAGAGCCUGGCAAGCCGAACUGGGUCGGACAUCUAGUGAAAUCGCGUCCAUCUAAGCUGGUGUACGACUAUGCCAGGGGAAAUGACUUUGUUUCUUCUCUGGAGAGACAGAUCAUAUACCAGUUCCUUCCGAAUGUCGCAAAGAAGCCAUCAUCAGCACCAUGGGAACCACAGGAUACGCUCUUUAUGACCUGGAUUGGUAUCAAUGAUCUCGCCCUCAUCGACGACAUUGAUGGCGUGUUCAACACGCUGAAAGGGCUUUUCCGUUAUCAAGAGAGAUUAUACGCCUCUGGAGCUCGAAAUUUUCUGUUGUUUGACCUCCCUCCAAUCCACCGAUCGCCCUCAGUGCGCGACGAUAUUGAUACCGUGAUGGAGCAAUAUCAAACAUGGAACGCGACAUUAGAGAAAGAGCUCCGGAGCUGGACUAGAACCCAUCCAGACAUCACCACCUUCCUCUUUUCGUCAUGGGACACGUUUUCGCGCGUGUUGGAUGACCCAAACGCAUUUGGAUUUGAUCCCUGUGACGCCAGCGAAGCUGGGGGCACAAUAUGGGUAGAUCGGCUGCGUCCCACGAGUGCGAUGCAUCGAAUCAUUGCGGACGAUCUGGUCUCGUUCUUGGACGCCCACUCACCUCAUGUCUCCGAUCAACCAGAAUUCUCGCACAAUCGUGCAUGCUUCUCAGCAAGUAAUGCUGUGUGA